Penicillium brasilianum is the source of this 2644-nucleotide messenger RNA. NCBI's taxonomy places the organism in Eukaryota, Fungi, Ascomycota, Eurotiomycetes, Eurotiales, Aspergillaceae. The record is from the annotation of a GenBank genome assembly.
CAGCAACCAUGGGUGCCAGCGCUAAGCGAAAGAAGGAGAAGCAGCAGGACUUCCAAAAACCCAAGCUCAAGGUCGGCAAGGCCAAGGCGAAGCCAGAGAACUUUACAGACACCAGUUUCCGAUCAAAAGCAAUCGUACUUAACCAACAAUCUCUACAUGUCGCCGCUCCAACCUCCAGCAGCCAAUUCUCCCACCACCUUUCCCUCCUCUCAUCCAAAUCCGACAACCAACGGCGCGAUUCCCUAGCCCAUCUAACCACCACAAUCGCCUCGCGUCCGGUCAAUUCACCUCUGCCGCAACCAGUCAGCGUCAUGCUCCCAUCCUUGCUCCCCUUAAUACUCGACGCAAACAACAAUGUCCGCACUGCUCUACUCAAGCUCCUCAAAACGCUUCCGCCCAAUGACGUACAGGACCACGUUGCGCAACUACUCCCCUACGUUCGCGCCGGUAUGACCCACCUAGCAGCCGACAUCCGUGUCUCCGCUGUCGAGAUUCUCUCAUGGAUGGUCGAUGCAGCCGGCGAAGCAGUGGUUUCUUGCGCGGGCGGGUGGAUCAAGACCUUUAACUGUUUUCUGUCGGUACUGGGCUGGCACACCGAGGAGUCAUCUCGAUGGUCAUCGAGCCGGGCUUCCUUUGGCAAGUCAGGGAGCCAGGGCCGACCUAUGGUGAAGGUACUGGGUGCGCUAGCGGGGUUCUUGGACGCGGGAAUCGGUGCCCCAGGUGCCUCGGUCGACGAGACAGGGUCACACGAUGACUCGUCCCCCUCGGCGUGGCCGUUCCCGCUGUGCCAGACGAGUCAACACAUGAUAUCCGAAUCGGCUGCGCCAUAUAGCUACUUGAAUUUGUUUGGACAACCGCGUGAUGAAGAAGGCGAAAUGUAUGAGACCCGCGAGGAUCGGUACCGGAUUUUUUCGACACGAUUCUUGUCCGCUGUUGAACGCGGUCUGAAGAGUGCAAGGGAAGAAGGUGGCGAGCUGGGUCGCGCGUCUUCCGGCGUGAGCAAGGUGCUGAAAGAAGCCUUGUCGUACGGGGCUGGACCUUGAAAGUGAAUAUUUACGAUGAUAUGAUCAUAAUACAGCAUUCUUAUACCGCUAUCAGGACGAGAUGUUUCUCAAGUACUUGUCUGAAAAGGGGCCAUGGUAUCUCUAUCCUUGUGGCUCCGUACUCUUCGAGGACCUCAUGAUAUACUUCCCAGUUGUCAUCUUGGGAAACCUCGAGAAACCUGUGUGCAGGCCCAAAAUCUUCAGCGGCCACGGUCUGCUCCUUCUUGGGUGGUAGACCUCUACCACGCUGGAGAGGAAUCUCAUGUUGGUACAACAGGCUUUCUCUGCGCUAGGGUUUGGAGAAAAGGCUGAACGGCAUGACUUCCAGAUCGGUCCAUAAUAGACCUUUCAAGUCAUCUUUCUAGUUGUACCUUGAGAUAUCCCCAUGCGAAAAUUUAAAUGCCAUCUUAAAUUCCUAAAAGAUUCGUCGACGAAGAUAAAAGUUAAGACCAUCUCGAGAUAGAUCUUUCCCCUAGUUACUACGCCUCUACCUCUAGGCUGCCAAUGGCGCGCUAUACUGUUAUUCCUAUUACUCGAGCGUGUUUCUUUUCAUGGUAACGCUCGAGUCUGGACUCAAAUAUGACUGUAUAUAGAGCAAAGUUCACGCACCACAGAAAGCGCUAUUGCGCAACUGUCUGCAUGAACUGCAAGACGUAAAGAUACUCUCAUGACAACCUCUCACACCAAAAAACAAAUAUUCAUCAUCAUGACAGGCUGUAAAAGCUCUAGACAGUCUUCUCCGACUCGGUCGGUAUCUUGUCCGAUCGAGAAGUAGCCGACAUUUGCUCCGAACUAUCCGCCUCCACACCUUCCACCACAACAGUUCUCUCAUCAUAAAUUUCAUCCGGGAGAACAGCACGAGGAAUCCGAGUCUCCUUUGCCGGGAACAACCACGACAAGGCCAGAUAAACCCCCGCCGUAGCAGAGAAUCCCAACAACCAUCCAAAUUGAUAAGGAUGCACACCGACCCCGACAUGAAUUUUCGGAUUCACAGUAUUAAUCAACCCAGGAAGAGACGGGACAACGCCCACGAGGAAAGAGACCACAGCACGCCAAUUCACGCCCCAGAUGGAUUUCCCAGACAUGAACGGCACGGCACAAACGUACCGAUAAAUCGGAUUCGACGGCUGAUACAGCGCAAGACAAUCAUACCGAGUCCGAUUCACGAUCCAAAAGUCAAACAACAUGAUCGCAGCAAUAGGACCCAAGAAGAUAGCAUAAGCGCUCAUGAAGCUCAAAAAGUUAUUGGCCGACGCGAGGAUCUUCCACGGUACCAGGGCCCACGAUAACAGGGCACACAAGAUCUGGCCGCGGCGGAUGUUCAACACCUUCGGUGCCAGGGCGGUAAAGUCGUUCGCGGCGGAGAGUGAAUUGGCCGAGAUAUUGACGCCUAGCGAGGCGAUGGCGAACGAGGCUGCGCCGAAGAAGCGGCAGGCACGGUUGGGCCAGUGGCUGAUGAGUUCGUUGGGGUCCCAGGGUAUAGAGGCGAGGUUGUAGUGGGCUUGGCCGGCGGAGGAAGCGGCAAUGCCGAUGAAGGAGACGAAGGUGAAGAUGAUGGGGAGCAUGGGGAUAUAGAGGAGUUGCCAACGGGGAUUGACCCG